UCCGCUUCUCUUUUCUAACACGACAGGAGUGGAUAGCCAAAUGCUCUCUCUCUCUCUCUCUCUACGUAUAUACCUUACAUAUAUUAUUACCCAUUUCACAUCCCUCUCUCUCUCUCUCUCUCUCUCUCUCUCCACUUGAUGAUAAAAACGCAUCAUUUCCUCCUCCUUUGCUAAUUGGAACAAACGGUAAAUUGGAAGAACAAACAAGCAGAGAGCAAAAGUGAGGGCCUGUCGCCCUCUGCUCUUUCUUAUGUUAUGCCUCCCCUCAGAUCUUAGAUUCUCUUCCUUUCUCUCAUCUGGGUCUUCUUCUACUGUUGGUAAAAUUAUGCUGCUUUGCUCUACGCCACUCAAUUCUGCGUUUUGAUAUUUUCCCCAUUUUUCUAGUCAAAUUCAAUUCUCUUCUGGGUUUUCCAGGAAUCCUUUGAUCUUUUGUUGAUCGCUUAUUGAUCUGUGAAAGAUCUGAUGUUUUUCUAUUGAUUCCAAGACUACCCAUUCUCUCGCUAAUCAUAAAAGUCUCCAAUUUUCCACUGAAUUCCUUCCUGGGCUGGGUGGGGAAGGUAAUACACUCUGCCGUGCAGAAUGGAAAUGGAGCCUGGAAAACUAUUCAUUGGUGGGAUUGCUUGGGACACAAAUGAAGACCGUCUGAGAGAGUACUUCCAAACUUUUGGUGACAUAGUUGAAGCUGUGAUAAUGAAGGAUCGGAACACAGGCCGUGCUCGUGGUUUCGGGUUUGUCGUCUUUGCUGACCCUGCUGUUGCAGAGAGAGUGGUCAAGGAGAAGCACAUGAUAGAUGGUAGAACUGUUGAAGCAAAGAAAGCUGUUCCGAGGGAUGAUCAAAACAUGAUAAACAGAAACAAUGGCAGCCUUCAGGUGUCACCAGGUCUUAUUCGUACAAAAAAGAUUUUUGUGGGAGGUUUAGCAUCAACAGUCACAGAGAAUGACUUCAAAAAGUAUUUUGAUCAGUUUGGUACAAUCACGGAUGUUGUGGUCAUGUAUGACCACAUGACCCAAAGGCCUAGGGGAUUUGGGUUUAUCACAUUUGAUUCAGAAGAAUCUGUAGACAAAGUGUUGCUCAAGACCUUUCAUGAACUUAAUGGUAAAAUGGUUGAGGUUAAGCGGGCUGUCCCCAAGGAGUUAUCUCCAGGGCCAAGUCGGAACCAGUUGUCCGGAUAUGGCUAUGGCCUGAGUAGGGUUAGUAGUUUCCUGAAUGCCUACACUCAGGGAUAUAAUCCAAGCUCAGUUGGAGGAUAUGGAAUGAGGUUGGAUGGUAGAUUCAAUCCUGUUACAGUUGGGCGGAGUGGUUAUCUUCCAUUUAACUCUCCUGGUUAUGGGAUGGGAUUAAAUUUUGAGCCUGGAUUAAGUCCAAGCUACAGAGGAAGCGGAAACUUCAGGUCUGCUAUUGGCUAUGGGCGUGGAUUGAACCCUUUCCAUACUAGUAGCCCAAACAGGUAUAGCAGUCCUGUUGAGUAUGGUGGUGGAACUGGUUCUAUUUUAAGUUCAGCAACUCAGAACAUGUGGGGGAAUGGGACUUCUAACUAUAAUUCAAAUUCUGCAAACUACAAUGAUUUUGGGGGGCCUGAAAGUGGAAAUAAAGAAUUUGCUGAUGCUUAUGGCACUAUUGGAGCAAUUUGGGGUUCCUCCAACAUUUCUGGCCUAGUUGGAGGCAUGGAUCCAAUGUACAGCGGUGGCAACUUAAACACGGACAAUAGUUUCAGGUCACGAGUGGAGAAUUACCGAAAAAACAGUGAAAGUAGUACUGUCCCAACAUCAUCAAGUGAUGGUCUUGAUGGACCUUUGGGAAACUUCUAUGGAGGUGGUUCAUUUUAUGACAAUCUUACUUGGCAGUCAUCAUCUCCAGAGUUGGAGAGCGCGGGUGCUUUUGGUAAUGGGCAUAGCAAAGUGACAUCAGACAUUAUACCCAAAAACUCAACUGGAUAUAUUGAUGGGUAUACUGUUACUAAUAGAGCUAAUAGAGGAAUUGCUGCCUAGGAUGAUAAUUGUAUGGAUUUCAGAAGUGUACCGGUGAAGGACAUCAGGUGAACCAUACGGACAGUGCAUUCUUAUACUAGUUCUGGCAAAGAUUGUUCAGUUUGAUAGCAAACUUAACUACAGCUGAUUGGAACACCUGUUCUAUAAAACUUACCUUUGAGAAAGAAGUUUAAAAGACGGUUUGGGUUUGGUGGAAUCGAGCUUGGGAUUUCAGUAUAGGGUUUCUUUCUUAAGAAUUGAGAUGUAAAAUCAGAUUGCAUGAGGUACUAAAAAACUUACUGUAUCAUGCAUCUUUGGCGUCGGAUACAUAAAACGCAGAGGUUCUUUUUUCUUCUUUGUUUUUCUGUUCUUUCUGCUUUACCAUCCAGCAGAGUUUGCUAGUGCCUUUGUCAAGCAUGUGUGUUAUUUUAUUCCUUCCUUUUUCUGGGUUUUACUGUUUGCA
Diospyros lotus (date-plum) is the source of this 2431-nucleotide messenger RNA. RefSeq names its product heterogeneous nuclear ribonucleoprotein 1-like. Lineage: Eukaryota; Viridiplantae; Streptophyta; Magnoliopsida; Ericales; Ebenaceae. Gene Ontology annotation, molecular function: RNA binding. The record is from RefSeq and is a predicted model, not a curated record. The transcript is spliced from 4 exons. The coding region runs from base 580 to 1989 and encodes 469 amino acids.